Pseudophryne corroboree (corroboree frog) is the source of this 4832-nucleotide messenger RNA. RefSeq names its product exportin 4 (gene XPO4). The record is from RefSeq and is a predicted model, not a curated record. Bases 143 to 3607 code for a protein of 1154 amino acids. The transcript is spliced from 23 exons. Gene Ontology annotation, biological process: protein export from nucleus. NCBI's taxonomy places the organism in Eukaryota, Metazoa, Chordata, Amphibia, Anura, Myobatrachidae. Gene Ontology annotation, cellular component: cytoplasm; nuclear pore. Gene Ontology annotation, molecular function: nuclear export signal receptor activity.
UCCCUACACUCGGGCUCCGGGUGCCGGUGCCCCCUCAGUGGUCUCCCAGCCAGGAGGACACUCCUCUCCCUCCCUCCCCCAGGGCCGCCAUUGGCCCUGCUCCCCGCUUUAUCCCACACUGCACCGCGUGGCGCGUCAUUGAAUGGAGCCCAUGAUGGCGGCGCUGGGUGCGAGUGAAGUGAUCGCCCAGCUGGAGAGCGCUGCCAAAGUUUUAAUGGCUCCGCCAUCCAUGGUAAAUAAUGAACAACGGCAGCAUGCAGAACACAUAUUCCUCUCCUUUAGAAAAUCAAAGUCGCCAUUCGCCGUAUGCAAGCACAUAUUGGAAACUAGUAAAGUGGAUUAUGUACUCUUUCAAGCCGCCACGGCGAUAAUGGAAGCUGUUGUAAGAGAAUGGAUCCUCCUGGAGAAAAGUAGCAUUGAAUCACUCCGAACAUUCCUUUUAACUUAUGUCUUACAGAGGCCGAACCUUCAGAAAUACGUGCGGGAACAGAUCCUCUUGGCGGUAGCGGUCAUAGUGAAGCGAGGAUCUUUAGACAAAUCAAUUGACUGCAAGAGCAUUUUCCACGAAGUCAACCAGUUAAUCAGCAGCGGCAACCCCACAGUACAAACGCUGGCCUGUUCCAUAUUGACGGCACUUCUCAUAGAGUUUUCCAGUUCGAGUAAGACCAGUAACAUCGGCCUCAGCAUGGAGUUUCACGGGAACUGUAAAAGAAUAUUUCAGGAAGAGGAUCUCCGGCGAAUCUUUAUGUUAACGAUAGAAGUUCUACAGGAGUUUAGCAGACGGGAGAACCUCAACGCUCAAAUGUCCUCCGUAUUCCAGCGAUAUCUUGCACUAUCCAACCAGGUUUUAAGCUGGAACUUUCUGCCUCCAAACUUGGGCAGACAUUAUAUAGCUAUGUUCGAGUCCUCCCAAAAUGUGAUGCUGAAGCCAACAGAGUCCUGGCGUGAUACCCUCUUGGACAGCCGAGUAAUGGAGCUGUUCUUUACAGUUCACCGGAAAAUCCGAGAAGAUUCAGACAUGGCUCAGGACUCUCUCCAAUGCCUGGCCCAGCUCGCGUCUCUCAACGGACCGAUCUUUCCUGAUGAGAGGUCUCAGGUUGAUUACUUGGCACAUUUCAUUGAAGGAUUACUUAAUACAAUUAAUGGGAUAGAAAUAGAAGAUUCGGAAGCGGUGGGAGUUUCCAAUAUAAUCGGCAAUUUAAUAACCGUUUUCCCACGCAACAUUCUGACUGCCAUUCCUAACGACCUUUUUUCGUCUUUUGUGAACUGCCUAACCCACCUCACGUGUUCUUUUGGAAGAAGUGCCGCCCUGGAGGAAGUACUUGACAAGGAUGACAUGGUGUACAUGGAAGCUUAUGAUAAGCUGCUAGAAUCCUGGCUCACAUUGGUGCAAGACGAUAAACAUUUCCACAAAGGCUUCUUCAUCCAGCAUGCCGUCCAGGUGUUUAACUCUUAUAUCCAGUGCCACCUAGCGGUCCCUGAUGGCACGCGGAACUUGACUGCCAAUGGUGUCGCCUCCCGGGAGGAGGAAGAAAUAAACGAAAUACAAGAAGAUGAUCGAGACUUGUUUUCUGAUCAGCUGGCCAGUGUGGGCAUGCUGGGGAGAAUAGCAGCAGACCACUGCAUACCUCUGCUGACCAGCUUGUUAGAGGACCGAGUGACGAGACUUCAUGGGCAGCUACAAAGGCACCAGCAGCAAUUAUUGGCCUCACCGGGGCCGGGCUCUAUAGAUGAUAAUAAAGUGCUGGAUGACCUGUAUGAGGACAUUCACUGGCUUAUUUUAGUUACAGGCUACCUCUUAGCUGAUGAUGCUCAGGGCGAGACUCUAUUAAUACCUCCAGAAGUAAUGGAAUAUUCAAUUAAACAAUCAACAGAGGUUGACAUCAACACAACACUGCAGAUCCUGGGAUCUCCUGGAGAGAAGGCGUCAUCUAUACCAGGAUGUAACAGGACAGACUCUGUUAUCAGGUUACUCUCGGCUGUCUUGAGAGCAUCAGAAGUAGAGUCUCGAGCAACAAGGGCGGAUUUAACACAUCUACUAAGCCCCCAGAUGGGGAAGGACAUUGUCUGGUUUCUUAAACGCUGGGCGAAGACUUACCUCCUUAUGGAUAAAAAACUGUAUGACCAGAUCAGCCUGCCGUUAAACACAGCGUUCGGGGCGGACACAGAAGGGUCCCAGUGGAUAAUCGGUUAUCUUCUGGAGAAAGUGAUCAGUAAUCUGUCUGUGUGGAGCUCUGAGCAGGAGCUGGCUAACGACACUGUCCAGUUACUGGUUGCCUUGGUAGAAAGGAGAGAGAGGGCGAAUUUGGUCAUACAGUGCGAGAACUGGUGGAACCUGGCCAAGCAGUUUGCACGGCGGAGUCCUCCCCUACACUUCCUGUCUAGCUCAGUGCAGAGGACGCUCAUGAAAGCGCUAGUCCUCGGAGGCUUUGCUCACAUGGACUCAGACACAAAACAGCAGUACUGGACAGAGGUUCUGCAGCCUCUACAGCAGCGCUUUUUGAAUGUAAUAAACCAAGAAAACUUCCAGCAAAUUUGCCAAGAGGAGGAGGUGAAGCAGGAGAUCACAGCCACGCUGGAAGCCCUCUGUGGCAUAGCUGAGGCCACUCAGAUAGACAACGUGGCCAUCCUCUUUAAUUUCCUAAUGGACUUUUUAACUAACUGCAUUGGCCUCAUGGAAGUCUACAAGAAUACCCCAGAGACUGUGAACCUUAUUAUAGAAGUUUUUGUAGAAGUUGCACAUAAACAGAUUUGUUACCUUGGAGAGUCCAAAGCCAUGAAUCUGUAUGAAGCAUGCCUGACGCUGCUGCAGGUAUAUUCCAAGAACAACCUGGGUAGAAAGCGAAUAGAUGUAACUGCGGAGGAGGAUCAGUAUCAGGACCUCCUGCUCAUCAUGGAACUUCUCACUAAUCUGCUGUCAAAGGAGUUUAUAGACUUCAGCGACACAGAUGAAGUUUUUCGACCGCAUGAGCAGGGACAAGCAGCAAACAGACCGGUUUCUGCGGCAGAUGUAGUUUUAUAUGGUGUAAAUAUUGUGCUGCCGUUAAUGUCACAAGAUCUGCUAAAGUUCCCGUCACUUUGUAACCAGUACUACAAACUGAUCACUUUUAUAUGUGAGAUUUUCCCUGAGAAGAUUCCUCAACUCCCAGAAGACCUGUUCAAGAGUCUGAUGUAUUCUCUUGAGUUAGGGAUGACCUCAAUGAGCUCGGAGGUGUCCCAGCUCUGUCUGGAGGCAUUAACCCCAUUAGCGGAGCAGUGUGCGAAGGCCCAGGACACAGACUCCCCGCUGUUUGCAGCAACCAGGCACUUUCUAAAGCUGGUCUUUGACAUGUUGGUCUUGCAAAAACACAAUACAGAAAUGACGACGGCCGCAGGGGAAGCAUUUUACACGUUGGUCUGCUUAAAUCAGGCGGAGUAUGCAGAGUUGGUAGAAACACUAUUAUCCAGCCAACAGGAUCCUCUCAUUUACCAGCGCUUAGCUGAUGCCUUCAACAAACUAACAGCAAGCAGUACCCCUCCCACUCUUGACCGAAAACAAAAAAUGUCCUUCCUGAAGAGCUUGGAGGAGUUCAUGGCCAACGUUGGUGGUCUCCUCUGUGUGAAAUGAGAGGGCCAAAGUCGAAACACUCUCUGCAAAAAUGCACUGAACCUGCUGAUGGCUGUCCCAACCCCUGCUCCCCAGGCUUACAUAUGCAUCUCUGGGUGGUAUUAAAGAACACUUAUUUAAGUUAAUAGGGGGAGGGGGACCCUACAAGAUGCAUCAGCUGUUGAACUGUACAUGAAGCACAGUGUUGUGCUGUAACGGAUGAAUGGGUAAACCUAUUUUUUUAAGAAGUUUCCACAUGCCUGCAAACAGAUAAUGGGCACACCUGUUCUUUGCAGUGCCUUUUCCCUUCCAUCGCCCUCUGGCCAGAAGUGUGCAUUGCCUGACAAAUGGUUUUUAUAGAAUAUUUUUCCAUUUUCUUUGAGAAAAAUGUUAGACUGAAUGUGCAAUCGAUGCUGUCGUACAGAGGUGUCUACACACGUGUCCUCCCUCUUCAUCUCUCUUCUUCCCGCAGCCACUACCUUUCCUUGGCUUCUGAUUACGUCAAUACACCAAAUGGCAUUUUUUUUUUUUUUUUAAACAACAAAAUGUAUUAAAAACAUUGUGGGAUUAUUUUUGUGUACGUGAACCAAGCAUUGCAUGUUUUUAUAUAUAUUUUUUGUUUCUUAUUUGCGGGGCAGGGGGGUAUUUUUAUUUUAUUUUUUCCCUACCCGGUUUCGUCCUGAAGUCCAGAAAGAAAAGAGAAAAAUAUAUAUAUUUUUUUUGUUUUAGAAUUAAUUGAAUUGUCACCAUUUCAUUGCCUUACAAAAAUGAGGAGAAAAGAGAAUUUGUAUGUGUGUGUAUAUAAUAUGUAUAUGGGUUUUGGUGACCCACCCAAAGCUGAUUUUAGCACUCUACACAGUGUGUUUCUGGCCUUCAGCACCUAUGUAGAACAUACAAACCAUGCACUGUUUUCUGGGGGUCAUCUGGAUGAACGUGUCAUGCGAGUAUAUGUUGGAAAUGUUUUGCACACCCCAGGCACGGCUAUUAAUUGUUUUUCUUUUCUCUCGUUUGUUUUUUAUAUAAUUUUAUUAAACUCUCCGUUGGACUGUUAGUUUCAGCAAUACAGAUAUGAGAGGGUGUAAAGUGCCGAUUUGUACACGAUAUUUUUUUUUUAUUAUUUUUUUUUGUUUCAGUUGGGGCAUUAGGUGAUGCAAAUUAUGCUGUCUGGUCAUAUGUUUCCAGUGUGUCAGUUUCUUUUCUUUUUUUAAAUUUGUAUAAAAUGUACAGUAUAAACAGCUCAAAUUCU